AUGGGCCGUGGACCAAAAAAGCAUCAGAAGCGCCUCAGUGCGCCUUCGCACUGGCUCUUGGACAAGUUGUCCGGCUCCUAUGCCCCUCGCCCAUCUCCUGGUCCCCACAAGCUGAGAGAUUGUUUGCCUCUCGUUGUCUUCAUCCGCAACCGUCUGAAGUACGCCCUCAACGCGCGUGAGACCAACGCCAUCCUCAUGCAGCGUCUCGUCAAGGUCGAUGGAAAAGUCCGCACCGACUCCACUUAUCCCGCCGGCUUCAUGGAUGUGAUCAGCAUUGAGAAGACCGGCGAAAAUUUCCGUCUCGUCUACGACACCAAGGGCCGUUUCACUGUCCAUCGCAUCCAAGCCGAGGAGGCCGAAUACAAGCUUUGCAAAGUCAAGCGCGUGCAGCUUGGCAAGGGUGGAAUCCCAUUCUUGGUUACGCACGAUGCUAGAACGAUCCGCUACCCCGACCCUGCCAUCAAAGUCAAUGACACCGUGAAGGUCGAUCUGGCCACUGGCAAGAUCACUAGCUUCAUCAAGUUUGAUACUGGUGUCAUUGCCAUGGCUACUGGUGGUCGCAACAUGGGACGUGUUGGUGUCAUUACCCAUCGUGAACGCCACGAUGGUGGCUUCAACAUUGUACACAUCAAGGAUGCCAUUGACAACUCAUUUGCUACGCGGGAGAGCAACGUCUUCAUAAUCGGACAAGAAAAACCAUGGAUUAGCCUUCCCAAGGGCAAGGGUGUUAAGCUCUCUAUUGCUGAGGAGCGCGACCGUCGCCGUGCCGUGGCCCUUGCGGGUCACUAA
Messenger RNA from Paracoccidioides brasiliensis Pb18, 789 nucleotides. Its product is annotated as 40S ribosomal protein S4. Gene Ontology annotation, molecular function: structural constituent of ribosome; RNA binding. The record is from RefSeq and is a predicted model, not a curated record. Gene Ontology annotation, biological process: translation. The transcript is spliced from 5 exons. Bases 1 to 789 code for a protein of 262 amino acids. Gene Ontology annotation, cellular component: ribosome; cytosolic small ribosomal subunit.